UAUUCUCAUCAAAUUAGUGGUCACUGGGGACUCCAUUUUCCCUUUCAUCUUCGUUUCGACAGAUCCUAGGCUAAACACCAUUGCAAAAAAGUACCUGAAUUUGCAAUAAUCCUAUGGAUCUGUUGGCUGAUACCCAAACCCAGAUCCUGGGUCUUGCCGUUGCCCUUGUUGCCGUUGUGGUUGCAGCCGUUUUCCUGUUUUCUAGCAAGAAACGCAAAGGCUGUAUAGAUCCUGAAAAAUUCAACCAGUUCAAGCUAGUAAAGAAGACACAGAUCAGCCAUAAUGUGGCUAAGUUCAGAUUUGAACUUCCAACACCCACUUCUGUUCUGGGUCUUCCCAUUGGACAGCAUAUCAGCUGCAAGGGUAAGGAUAGUGUAGGUGAAGAUGUCAUCAAACCAUAUACACCAACUACUUUGGAUUCUGAUGUUGGACAUUUUGAAUUAGUUAUUAAGAUGUAUCCACAAGGAAGAAUGUCACACCACUUCAGAGAGAUGAGUGAGGGUGAUUAUCUUUCUGUCAAGGGGCCUAAGGGACGUUUCAAAUAUCAAGUUGGUCAAGUUAGAGCGUUUGGGAUGGUUGCGGGAGGAUCUGGCAUCACCCCUAUGUUCCAGGUUGCUAGAGCCAUACUUGAGAAUCCAAAAGACAGGACAAAAGUUCAUCUUGUUUAUGCUAACGUCACAUUUGAAGAUAUUCUCCUGAAGGAAGAGCUGGAUAGCUUGGCAGAGAACUAUCCUGAUCGCUUCAAAGUUUUUUAUGUACUGAAUCAGCCUCCUACUGAAGCAUGGAAUGGUGGUGUGGGUUUUGUGUCAAAGGAAAUGAUUCAAGCCCACUGCCCUGCACCAGCAUCUGAUAUUCAGUUCCUGAGGUGUGGCCCUCCUCCGAUGAACAAAGCAAUGGCGGCUCACUUGGAAGCUCUUGGUUAUACACCAGAGAUGCAAUUUCAGUUUUGAAUCAGGCUUAACAUGUAUGUUGUUGCCCAACUACAUUUUCGUGUUUAGACAUCAGGACUCUUAAAUCAACUUUGAUGAACUAGAACUCUUUUCUUUCAUUUACUUCAAUAAAAGUUGAUUUGUUGUUGUUGUCA
Molecule: messenger RNA, 1084 nt
Organism: Impatiens glandulifera
Lineage: Eukaryota; Viridiplantae; Streptophyta; Magnoliopsida; Ericales; Balsaminaceae
Product: NADH--cytochrome b5 reductase 1
Exons: 9
Coding region: 114-950 (278 amino acids)
Biological process (GO): electron transport chain
Molecular function (GO): cytochrome-b5 reductase activity, acting on NAD(P)H
Source: RefSeq, a predicted model, not a curated record